UCUUUGGCCCUCUUUGCUCCCCCCGUUUCCUCCUCCCUCGUCCCGUCGCAGGCCAAUACUUCCUCCAUCUUCCCUCCCUCCCUCCCCACCCUCGGCCCUAGGUCCAUUCCCAAUUGUCUCUUCAGCCCCUUCGCCGCUGCAGCCCUGGCGCAGAAGAUAGGCAAAUCCGUCCGCCGGCCCGGCGCCCCCUCCCUCGCCCGGAUCUUCGCCGACGUCAACGUCCAGCGCCCCAAAGAAUACUGGGACUACGAAUCGCUCACCGUCCAAUGGGGGGAACAAGAUGAUUACGAGGUCGUUCGGAAGGUUGGAAGGGGAAAGUACAGCGAGGUUUUCGAAGGGGUGCACGUCACGAACAAUGAGAAGUGCGUUAUUAAGAUUCUAAAGCCAGUCAAAAAGAAAAAGAUCAAGAGAGAAAUAAAGAUAUUGCAAAACCUUUGUGGCGGGCCCAACAUUAUCAAGUUACUUGAUAUUGUCAGAGAUCAGCAAUCAAAGGCACCUAGUCUGAUUUUUGAAUAUGUCAAUAACACUGACUUCAAAGUUCUUUAUCCAACAUUAUCAGAUUAUGAUAUUCGAUACUACAUUUAUGAAUUGCUGAAGGCCCUUGAUUAUUGCCACUCCCAAGGCAUCAUGCAUCGAGAUGUUAAACCUCAUAACGUUAUGAUUGAUCACCAACAAAGAAAGCUUCGUCUUAUUGACUGGGGGUUGGCUGAGUUGUAUCACCCAGGACAAGAGUACAAUGUUAGGGUUGCCUCAAGGUACUUCAAAGGCCCAGAACUUCUUGUUGACUUGCAAGAUUAUGAUUAUUCACUUGACAUGUGGAGCCUUGGCUGUAUGUUUGCUGGGAUGAUUUUCCGGAAGGAGCCAUUUUUUUAUGGGCAUGAUAAUUAUGAUCAGUUGGUCAAAAUAGCAAAGGUGCUUGGAACAGAUGGUUUAACUGCAUAUCUCAACAAAUACCAUCUAGAGCUGGAUCCACAGUUCGAAGCACUUGUCGGAAGGCACAGCAAGAAGCCAUGGGUAAAAUUUAUAAAUUCCGACAACCAGCACGUCACAGUUCCUGAGGCUGUCGACUUUGUGGACAAACUGCUAAAAUAUGACCACCAGGAGAGGCUCACAGCAAAGGAAGCGAUGGACCAUCCUUAUUUCAAUCCGGUGAGAAAUGCAGAAAGCUCCAAGACUCGUUCUUAAGCACUUGAGCCAAAUAGCUUUGUCUGUUGAUUCUCUAGUGUACUGACUGUUGUGCAUUUUUUUUGCAAAAUCCUGUGCUGUUGUUGAAUUGCAUCCCGUGAAUAUGGGCACAGUUCAUGAGUUAUCUUCAUCUGUUCAUGCGAAUCAGAUUAGUAAACUCAGUCUCACAAAUUCAUCUUUUUUUUUAUAUCAAA
Molecule: messenger RNA, 1379 nt
Organism: Zingiber officinale
Lineage: Eukaryota; Viridiplantae; Streptophyta; Magnoliopsida; Zingiberales; Zingiberaceae
Product: casein kinase II subunit alpha-like
Exons: 10
Biological process (GO): protein phosphorylation
Cellular component (GO): protein kinase CK2 complex; nucleus; cytosol
Molecular function (GO): ATP binding; protein serine/threonine kinase activity
Source: RefSeq, a predicted model, not a curated record